UAAAGAGUUAAAAAUCAAUCAAUCUCUCACAAAUUACAUUCAUGAUGCCACGUCCAGCUAAUGGAAUCCUUGCUGCACAAAAGUACUCUUUUUAUCUCUUAUUUGUCCUUAAAUUUCCCGGAAUGUCUGUUGAAACACCAAAAAUGCUGAAUUAUUUGUGGGAAUGCUUAUCUUGGUUUUCGGUCUUUGUACCAUUGCAUAUGUCAUUUUGUUUUUUCAAAACCGUUUACGAUGGUUUUGAGCUUGAGAGUAUGGAUACUUUGUCAAACAUUGGAAUUCAGGGAGUAUGGUUGUUUUGUAGUUCCAUUACAAUGUUAAACUAUAAGCUGAAGUCAAAAGAUUUGAACGAUAUAAUUGAUACAAUUGAAGAUGAAUUUUUAUGGAGAUCUGCUAAAGGAAAAACAUACGUUGACAUGGAAAAAAUCCACCGCUGUGCAAAAUUCGUAUCAAUGUUUUGGCAAUUUUUUCCAUCAUUUACUGUUGUCGGAUCACUGCUACGUCCUUUGUUUAACAAACCUAUAGACCUUCCGAUUCCCAUUUGGUAUCCAAUUGACAAAAAAAACCCCUAUCAAUUCGCUUUGGCUUAUUUUCUUCAAGCUUGGGCUCAAAUAAUUGUAGUUUGCAGUUUUGCUGUUGGAAGUUCGUUUUUCUAUUCUUUUGGAUUGUUGUGUAGUGGUCAAUUUAAUAUUACAAGAUGUGCGUUAAAAAAUUUAAUAUUUACAAGUGGUGUUUAUAAAAGGUUUUCAGAAACCCUUUCGGAUAACUACGAACCUGAUUCUGGUGAAUAUCAUUUAGCAACAGAAAGAAGAGAUAUGAAUUUUGCAAGAAAACGUUUUGAAUCUUCUGAAAAUUUUCUUUUGAAAGAUAUAGAAAAUAUUCAACCAGAAGCUUCUAAAGAUCUUUGUGCAAAAGAUAUUAAAAAAUUUCGAGCAGCCCUUAAAAAAGCGGUACAACACCAUUAUAUUUUGAUAAGACUUUGUGGAAUGAUGGAAAAAUUUUUGAACUUUUUUGCACUUCUUCGAGUUUUGGAAGUAACUUUACAAAUGUGUUUUAUGGCAUUUGUAUACGUUAGAACUUCAGAUUUUUUUGUAUUACUUUUUGGAGUAUUGGCAGCGGUAGACCUAUUUUUGUUAACCUAUCCAGCUGAAUAUAUUAGCGAACAGAAUAACUUGAUAGGUUCUUCUUUAAUGAUGGGUCCUUGGUAUUUGGUUUCCAAAUAUUUUCGAAAUGAUUUUUUGAUCAUAAUAAUGUUUUCUCAACAACCGAUACAGUUUACUGCUGGGAAGAUAUUACCUUUGAAUGCAGAUCGUUUAAGACAGGCAAUCACAACAGCAUUUUCUUACUACACCUUACUUUCGAGUUUUGAUGAGGGUUAAAAAUAUUUUCAAAUUGUAUACGUACAAAAAAUUUGAUAGUCACAAUUUCUAUGAAC
This is a messenger RNA of Episyrphus balteatus (marmalade hoverfly), 1432 nucleotides long. It is a transcript of the gene Or83a, whose product is annotated as odorant receptor 83a. Gene Ontology annotation, biological process: detection of chemical stimulus involved in sensory perception of smell; sensory perception of smell. Gene Ontology annotation, cellular component: plasma membrane. Gene Ontology annotation, molecular function: olfactory receptor activity; odorant binding. The transcript is spliced from 6 exons. NCBI's taxonomy places the organism in Eukaryota, Metazoa, Arthropoda, Insecta, Diptera, Syrphidae. The record is from RefSeq and is a predicted model, not a curated record. Bases 42 to 1376 code for a protein of 444 amino acids.